AUGGAGAUUAAGAACGACAACAUAGACGUAAAGACGGAUCCAGAGAAGCAAGAGCGAAGAAAGAGGAAGAAGAAGUUGGAGAUAGCGUGCGUCUAUUGUCGGCGUUCACACAUGAUUUGUGAUGAAUCAAGGCCUUGCCAACGAUGUAUAAAGAGAGGAAUUGGACAUUUGUGCUAUGACGAGCCUUCUAACUCUAGACAGCGAAAGAAAGCAGCUGCAUUGAGAAAGACAGAAACACCAACAGAGCAGUCACCAGCUCCCACAACUCAAGAGCCAACCCCAUUACCCCCACCAAUACAGGUAAACCCUGGUCAACAGAAAAUAUUAAAAAAUUCGGUUUUGUCACAAACCUUGGCAUACAAUCAAGAACCACUUUUCUACUCGGAACACGCAGGUAGUGAAUUUAGUUCAUUGAAUGAUUUCCUUUCCAUCAUUGAUGACCCGGAAUUGGUCAAUGGUGCACUAAAUGAUGACCCUAAUCAUGCGUUUUGGGGUAACACCAUGGCAUUUUCCCCAAAUAAUUUAUUCACCCAAACUUUCCCUGAAGAAAUCGUUCAACAACCAGCCCCAGAAAUAAGUGCUCCAAAAUCUCCUCGUGAAAGUCUGCAGCUACUGCAGCUGGAUGUCCAACCACGAGAAGCUCAACCAGUUAUUUCAGAUUCUGCUAGAGACAAAUUCUUCCUUACUGCAGCGGAUCCUACUACAGAGAUAUCUCCAGAGGAAAGGUUGAAACAAGUUAUCAAAGCAAAAUUAGAGGCAGGCUUAUUACAACCCUAUAAUUAUGCUAAAGGAUAUGCUCGAUUGCAGAGGUAUAUGGAUAAUUACAUGAAUAUCUCAAGUCGUCAAAGAAUAUUGAAACCAUUAUCAAUUUUCCGACCGGCAUUUCGUGCUAUUGCAAGAACAUUGAAAGACGUUGACUUGGUUUUGGUUGAGGAAAGUUUUGAAAGGAUGUUGUUAGAUUAUGAUCGUGUGUUUACGUCCAUGGCAAUACCUGCUUGUUUGUGGAGGAGGACAGGUGAGAUUUAUCGUGGUAAUAAAGAAUUUGCUUCCUUGGUGGGCGUCACCACAGAUGAUUUGAAAGACGGAAAGUUGGCAAUAUACGAAUUGAUGAGUGAAGAAAGUGCAGUCAAUUUUUGGGAAAAGUAUGGUGCUAUAGCUUUUGAUAAAGGACAAAAGGCAGUUUUGACCAGUUGUAACUUGAGAACAAAAGAUGGUAUAAAGAGAAAAAGUUGUUGUUUCAGUUUUACUAUAAGGAGAGAUAGGUAUAAUAUUCCAAGUUGUAUUGUGGGAAAUUUCAUACCAAUAGAUCCCUAG
Molecule: messenger RNA, 1314 nt
Organism: Lodderomyces orthopsilosis Co 90-125
Lineage: Eukaryota; Fungi; Ascomycota; Pichiomycetes; Serinales; Debaryomycetaceae
Gene: CWT1
Product: Cwt1p
Exons: 1
Coding region: 1-1314 (437 amino acids)
Biological process (GO): regulation of DNA-templated transcription
Cellular component (GO): nucleus
Molecular function (GO): zinc ion binding; RNA polymerase II transcription regulatory region sequence-specific DNA binding; DNA-binding transcription factor activity, RNA polymerase II-specific
Source: RefSeq, a predicted model, not a curated record